AUGAUUCCUGAGGGUCUUGACAAAAGGCACUUAAAGGACAUCGUUGGUGAGAUUGUGGAACACAAAUUCAACUGUGUUCAUCUCACCUAUGCAAUCUACAUGUGGACACGCUAUGUCCAUGACAAUGUCAAUGUCACGUUUACCUCUUUGGAUGUGUCAGGCAUGAUUCAAAAUGUGAAAGUGUUGCUUGAUAACCACGUGAGUGAGCCAAAGUGGUGUUGUAAUGACGAUGAUGAGAACAAUUUCUUCCAUGAUAGACAUUUUAAUCCUCAAGAAUGGGUGCAUGGCCUUACUCCGAUAGCCAAACACUUCAAUGGAAACCAUAUUGUGGCAAUGAGCUUGAGGAAUGAAUUGCAUGGUCCACGCCAAAAUUUGUAUGAUUGGUACAGGUACAUGAGCAAAGCAGUAGUGACUACACACAAGACAAACCCAAAUGUGUUUGUGGUUAUAUCCGGAUUGAACUAUGAUACUGAGUUGCAGUUCUUAAAGAGUAAACCAUUGAAGAUAGAUUUGGGUAAGAAAAUGGUGUUUGAGACACAUUUGUAUUCAUGGUCGGGAAUUGGAACCCUGAAAUUGAGAGAGAUAUGGACAAAGAAACCAGUGAAUAGGAUAUGUACCGACAACAUUAAAGGGAUAGAGAGGACAGAGUUGGAUUUCUCACCACUGACAAUAAUGCAGCUCCUUUGA
Sphenostylis stenocarpa is the source of this 687-nucleotide messenger RNA. The record is from the annotation of a GenBank genome assembly. NCBI's taxonomy places the organism in Eukaryota, Viridiplantae, Streptophyta, Magnoliopsida, Fabales, Fabaceae.